This is a messenger RNA of Paramuricea clavata, 2823 nucleotides long. The record is from the annotation of a GenBank genome assembly. NCBI's taxonomy places the organism in Eukaryota, Metazoa, Cnidaria, Anthozoa, Malacalcyonacea, Plexauridae.
CAGUUAAUACAAGCAAUGUUCAGGAAAAACUGGCAAACAAAGGAAGUUCUGUCUGUGUCUCGUAAAAGCAGCCUCAAAGUAGUUAUUUUGAAGACUAGUUGCAUGAUUGUGUGUAUUUCGUGUCAAGGAUUCGCAGUCGCUCAUCUGUGAAAUGUUAUGGACUUUGAAGUACAUACUCUGCAUAUUCAAUAGACCAUGAACUAUUGAGACUAACCAUAUUUUGAGCUCCGAAGCGCGUUUUAACUUUUACAGAAAAGUCUGUUUAUUACCUAUAACACUUAGAUUUUACAACAUGUGUUCAUUUUUAUCACGAUUUUUCAGCAAAAUCACCGGAACAAGAACGCAAGACGAAGAAGAGGACUCCAAAUUAGACUUUCUUGAAGGAGAUGGGCGGGCAUCCGUGACAAAGUCUGUACAACUCUUACUUGGUGCAUGUUUCAAUUCUGCUCUCUUUAUUGUCAUUGGGAUUGCUGUGAAAUGUAUUGCAGGACCAGCUAUGGUACUGGCUGUUAUACUGGGAGCUGUCUUUAGUACCCUGAAUAACCUAUCCUUGUGUGAACUAUGCAGUCGCUUUCCAACGAAGACAAGUUAUUAUGCGAUAAUUUAUGACAAUGUUGGCGAGCUCUGUGCAUAUAUUGUUGCAUGGUUUCAACUUCUACAAGUGCUUUUUAUGGUGUCUGUGGUAAGCGUGACAGUAGGAGAAUACAUUUAUUAUCUUGCCAAUCCCCCACCUCAUAUCUCGUGGCUACCUCCCCACAAAUUUUGGGCAGCAAUUGAACUUGAUACAUUAGUAUUCACUGUUGUUUUUGUGGUUGUAUUAUCUUUGAUUGUUUCGGUUGGCCUACGCUUAUGCUCUGGUUACCUGACAGUAUUAUUUUGGAUAAAUUGUGCUGCAUUUGUGUUCAUGUUUAUUGUGAUUGUGUGCUAUGCAGACACACUUCACUGGGUCGUUCCAGAAGACUUUCAACCAUUUGAAAUUAUUGGAACAGUUCAAGGAAUUGCAGUGACAAUGUUCUUUUUUACACACCUAGACAGAAUUAUUGAACAAACAUCUGAAUUCAAAAAGACUGACUAUGUUGUACCUGUCUCGUUAGGCGUUUCUUUGCUAUGUGUUUUCGUAUACUACCUAUGUGCUACCAUUUUUCUUGCAAAUUUGAUGUCAAUUGAGGAUAUUGCAAAAGAAGCUACGAUUCCAAAAGCAUUUGCAAGUGCAACAUUUUAUGACUCAAAGUAUGUCAUAUGUUCUGUAGCAUUGCUCAUUUUUGUGCUUACUAUAGUAGAGGCAUACCUUGGUGCCCAAAGAGUACUGGAUUUAUUAGUGGAGGAUGGGUUGAUGCAUCAUAAGUUUUCAAACUCAAAGAAAAAAACAAAUUUUUUUUCGGUUUUAUCAAUUGCGUUUUUAUCAAUCCCGUUGUUCGUUUGGCUUCCAGUUGUUACCCUUAUACAAGGAUUCUGCAUUUCAUCAUUAAUUAUAACACUGAUUAUAAACUGUACAACAGUUGUUGUUCAAUACCAACCCGCUGAAAAAGAAGGUGAAGAGGAAACAUCGGUUUUUCCAAAUUGGGCGUACACAAAAAGUAUGGUGAUACGGUUUUUGCUAUGUUGUGGAUAUAUUACACAUGAGAAAGUGCUUUCAACACUCGGCGUUAAGAUAGAUGUUGAGCCUACUGAACAGACAAGCAAGAUUAUUAAUUGGUGUGUGGUUCUCUAUGUUCCUUCGUGUCUUGGCCUCGCUCUGGCAAUGAUUUAUGGCUUACCUGGACUGGGAAAGAACCAAUGGGUUGUUGUAGGAGCUCUGAUAUUUCUAAUUAUUACAAUAUUCAUCAAUUUUCGUGUUAUGCUGAUGCAACCGAAGGGAAAAUCAUUUUUCUUUGAAAAGAAUAUUUUUGCAUCCCUUAUUCCACUGGUCAAUAUUGGAUUAUCAUCCAUCCUGUUGGUCACACUAGAUUGGAAAGCAUUUGUUGCUGUUGCUGUGUGGACAGGCUUAGGUAAGAAACCAAUUAUUUAGCAGUAAUAUCACAUUAAUUGGUGGUUUCAAUCUCCUAUUUUUUUUUAAUCUGCAGGUCUGACAUUCUACUUCUUAUUUGGAAUAACCUACAGCAAUGAAGCAAUUUUCAAUCGAAUUCAACAACUGGACGAAAAAUCUCCAGGACGAGUGAGAUUUGAUGACCCACCUCAACUUUCCACAAGUUUAAGAAAUGUUCAACCAGAGAACACAGAUGCUGAUUCUCAACAAUUUUUAUUUUCUGAUGAUACAGAACUGUUGGAGUUUCCUCAGAAUAGAUAAUUUUGUACCUGAAGUGUUAGUCAGAUUGUUGUAGUGAAAAUAAAAUACUUUCUCAUAUUUACUGCUGAGGGGAAGCUCCACACGCAAGCACAGCCUGACCAAUGAACAAAAAUAUCUCGUAUUUACAAUAAAUUGAUUUGUACAAAUUACUGCAUCUCAUCAAACUAAUUAUCACAUGUUAGACUAAACCCAAUUAUAGUUAGCACUACAGCAAGUCAGCAACUACAUAAUAGCUUUUCUUUUAGCCGUAGUUCACCCUGGGAGUGGCCUACACCAAAUACUGGGAUAGUGCUGUGUCAGUAUUAGUACUAGAAAUGGGGCCAUGUUUCAAAGAGCUUCUAUAUUUCAGUGCAAUAUUGAAUUUGUGUAGAGUUAAUUUGUGGCAGUGUUGUAGACCAGGUACUAUAAUAUAGGUGAUUUCAUCAUGGAUAGAUAUUUUAAUAGAACAUGAUUUAUAUCUUAUCUUUGUGUAAUUUGUUAAAGACGAUUUAGAUGAUUUUGUAGACGAAUUUUUGAAGAGAAUAAAGCAUUGGUAG